This is a messenger RNA of Drosophila miranda, 1222 nucleotides long. RefSeq names its product endonuclease G, mitochondrial-like. Gene Ontology annotation, molecular function: RNA endonuclease activity; metal ion binding; nucleic acid binding. The record is from RefSeq and is a predicted model, not a curated record. The transcript is spliced from 3 exons. Gene Ontology annotation, cellular component: nucleus; mitochondrial inner membrane. NCBI's taxonomy places the organism in Eukaryota, Metazoa, Arthropoda, Insecta, Diptera, Drosophilidae. Bases 119 to 1042 code for a protein of 307 amino acids. Gene Ontology annotation, biological process: apoptotic DNA fragmentation.
UUAAAACUUAUUCAACGUUGGACUAUGCAAAUACUCAUAAAUAAAACCUCUCCGCACGGAAAAACAUUUACUUUUUCAAAAAUAUAUUAGAACAGUAAACCAUUAAAGACGACAGACAAUGCCAGAACCACAAGAUAUUGCCUUGUACGCCUCGGUUGGAGUGGCGGCAUUCGUUUUCGGUGCCUUUCUGCAGCAGGAGACAUCCAUCAAUAAUCUAUUCGAUGUGAUCAAGAGGGAUCCGUAUGUGUAUCACAAUCGCCGCAAGCUGUAUCCUGUGCUCUCGACAUUCAGCACCAAUCACGAGGCUAGACUGUGGAGCCGUCCGGUGGGGCUGAAGGACAAGAUAUGCGAUCGAGUCAAGCCACUUAUCAAGUUUCUGCUGCCGAAACCGAAGGAGGAAAUGGGCUUGGAGGAGCCCCCCCUGGCGAAUGUGCUGGAUAUUCUCAAGUACGGCUUGCCUAGUGUCGAGCAGUUGUUGGUGCACAAGGACUACAUAAUGUCGCGUGGCAUAGAAACGAAGAGCGCCACGUGGAUUUGCGAGCAUUUCCGCGCCGGGUCAUCGCCAGAUGCGCCUGAGUGUCUCCGAUACACCGAUGUCUUUUUGCUGACCGGUGGCUGCGCGGAGAUUGGCAGAGCCUUCACGCGUCCGAUCUGGCAGGAGCUGGAGCGGUAUGUGACAUUGAAGACCCAGAAGUGCGGGUCGCUGUACACCUACACGGGUCCCAUUUUCACACCCAAAAACCACGGCACCGAUAAAUCUUGGCUGGAGUACAGGGAGUGUAAAAACGCCUCCAUGCCCGUGCCUGUGCCGUCGCACUAUUUCAAGGUGUUGAUCAUCGAGGAGUCGCAGGGGCCCGGCGGCGAUGUUCAGCCAGUGGCCAUCGAGGCAUACGUGAUCAAAAAUGGCCAUACCGAUACGGUGGGAUGUUUGAGCGAGCAUCGUGUCCGCAUCAAGGAUAUCGAAGAGCAGACAGGACUGCGGUUCAACAAGCAACAGCAGGGGCCAAAGCUGAUGACCACCGACCAAUGUUGUUUCAAUUGAAAAAGAAGGAAUUUUUUUGAAGGGUAUUUCACCUGCGAUGCGCCGUUAUCUUUCUGGUUAGCUUUCUAGCCGGUUUUUUGUGUUUAAUAAAAUGUAUCCAGCGUGUGGCAGAGCAACAGGCGGGGCAGAGAGGAAAAUCGCUGGCAAAAUUCUCAUCUUGACAAUAAAAUUUAAUAUUUG